Molecule: messenger RNA, 876 nt
Organism: Zygotorulaspora mrakii
Lineage: Eukaryota; Fungi; Ascomycota; Saccharomycetes; Saccharomycetales; Saccharomycetaceae
Product: alpha/beta fold hydrolase
Exons: 1
Coding region: 1-876 (291 amino acids)
Molecular function (GO): hydrolase activity
Source: RefSeq, a predicted model, not a curated record
AUGGCGGAUUCGGAGGUGAGUCAUCGAUUCCACAUGGUCGAAAAUACCCGCAUUCAUUUUGUCACAGCUGGUAAUGUAAAAAACCAAGCCCUCAUUUUGAUUGCUGGCUUCCCUGAAAGCUGGUAUGCCUGGCGUAAAGUGAUUCCCUUCCUUUCCAAGUCCUACUGGGUUAUUGCACCGGACCUCCCUGGUCAGGGUGAUUCUGAUAAACCUGCCAUUGGUUACGACACCCAGACGCUUGCGGUCACGCUACACGGUCUGCUCGAGGGUCUUGGCUUAUCGCGCUACUUUAUGGCGGCUCAUGACGUAGGCGCUUGGGUGGCGUUUCCCUAUGCAAUUAUGUUCAAGGAAGAGGUCGAACGUAUUGCUUUACUUGAUGCAGGAAUACCAGGUGUUACAUUACCCAGCCAACUUCCAACCAACCCUGACCAUGCAUGGCGAACUUGGCAUUUUAUGUUUCAUGGUAUCCCAGAUUUACCAGAGUCGCUCCUUGAAGGCAAGGAACGCAUAUACUUGGAGUGGUUCCUUCUUCGCAAAGCUGCUAACCCACUAGUUUUCACCGUGGCUGACAUUGACAUGUAUGUAAAGAACUUCACAAGACCAGGAGCUCUUCGUGCUGGCCUCGCGUAUUAUAGAUCUAGCGCCAAAUCGGCUGAUCAAAACCAGACGCUUUUGAAGAGCGGGAGCCUUCAAGUUCCCAUCCUUGCUAUCUCGUCGGAUCAAGGUUCGAUUCCUGACAUGGCGGCACCUUUGAGAACUUUCGCAUCCCAUGUAGAAGGGGCGACCAUCAAAGAGUGUGGACAUUACAUACCAGAGGAGCAACCGGGGGCUCUGGCCCGUGAGUUAUCGAACUUUUUUGUUAUUGGGCGGUGUUAA